UGUGCAUUGCUAGUGGAAUCCUUGAAGCAACGUUCGGUAAAUCACACUGUUAAUCCAUUUGUACCAGAAGAAGACUCAAAUGUGCUUAUGAAGAAAGAGAAAAGAGGACCACAGAAGUUGCCAUCUCCUAAACCCACAGCUCUGAGUCUGGCUAGAAUGUAUACUAAAGAGAACCAUGGUGCAGAGAGAAACACUUCCAUAGGAGUACUGGCAUGGCGUCCUACUAGUGCCAAAGCAGAAAUUCCACCAGCACAAACACUAAAAGAAUGGCCUCAGACUGAGAAUAAAAGGAAUCAUAAACCAAGGAAGCAGCCAGAGUUUUCUGUGUCAGUGUUUUAUACUGAUAAAGGAAGAAACGUGGGUACAGUAUACCGAAAGUACCCAAAGAUAAUGUCCAUAAGAAAGUCUGUUCCCUCUGUUACAUUGCCAAAAAAAGAGGAAAUCUGUUCAAGCAAAGAGUGGCUGACCAAGUACAGUAUUAAAAAGCUUAAACUGGAAUUGCCCAGACUGAUGUUUGGCCCAGGUUGUACUCAUCAAAAGAAAACUGUGGAGUCUCUGCACAAGAAAGUAUCGGCAAAAUACUGUACUAUCUUCCCUAGCGUAGAAAUCAAUGGGGUUGUGAAACAUCUGCAAUUUCAAUCUAAAGAACUGGAAAUGUACACUGAACAACUGGAGAAAGUGUUGCAGCGCUAUAUAAAAAGAAUACAGUGGCUUCUGUCAGGAAGCCGAAGGUUGUUUGGUAUCAUUUUAGAAGCAAAUGUCUGUGUUUUGAUUGAUACAUCUGGUUCCAUGGACCCAUAUUUGCCACAUGUCACGAAAGAACUUACCUCCCUUAUCUGGGAACAGCUGAGAAAAAAUGAAGUCAGGUUUAACCUGCUGAGAUUUGCAGAAAAUACAGAGAGUUGGAAGGAGCACCUUGUAGAGGCAACUAAUGAAAAUUGUCAUGAUGCUGUGCAGUGGGUGUCCAAAUUCCACGCUCACGGUAAUACGUGCAUCCUUACAGCUUUACAGAAGGCUCUCAGUUUCCAAGGUAUAGAGGCACUGUAUGUAUUGACUGAUGGAAAACCAGACACCAGUUGCUCUCUGAUUUUGAAAGAAAUUGAAAGAUUGAGAAAGAAACAAGAUAUUAAAAUCCACACCAUUUCUUUUAGCUGCGCAGACAGAGAAGCUAAUGAAUUUCUGAAGAAGCUUGCUUCCCAAACAGGAGGGCGCUACCAUUGCAGUUUAGGAGUUGUGGACGGACAAUUAGCAGCACACAGAAUGUUGACAGAGGGACUUGAUGAUGAAGAUGAUCCAGUUUUCCCUUACUUUGAAGGAGAUGAUUUAAAGAAACUUACUCAAGAAGUAGCAAAAGCUAGAAGUUUCUUAAAGCAGGCAAAAUCUUUGAGGUUAUUACUUCAAAAAUGGAAUAUAAACCAAAAGGACAAUUCUGGCCUUUAA
Molecule: messenger RNA, 1440 nt
Organism: Balearica regulorum gibbericeps (East African grey crowned-crane)
Lineage: Eukaryota; Metazoa; Chordata; Aves; Gruiformes; Gruidae
Source: RefSeq, a predicted model, not a curated record